Molecule: messenger RNA, 2563 nt
Organism: Nelumbo nucifera (sacred lotus)
Lineage: Eukaryota; Viridiplantae; Streptophyta; Magnoliopsida; Proteales; Nelumbonaceae
Product: casein kinase 1-like protein 2
Biological process (GO): protein phosphorylation
Molecular function (GO): protein kinase activity; ATP binding
Source: RefSeq, a predicted model, not a curated record
AUUUUAGAUUAGUCACUCAUUAGUCAUUCUUAGGGCAGUAGAUUAUGAAAGGGAUGAAGGAAAAGAAGAAAAAAAGAAAAAACCCUAUGUCAUGUUCUUUCAAAGUCCGCUUCGAUUGGAUCGAAGCGUGAAUAGGGGUGAUAUCAUGACUCUUCCUCUUCUCUCUCUCCUCCUUUCCUUACUUCUUCCUUCUCUCUCCUUUGCUUUUCUGCAACCAAAACCUCCGUUACAAUAAGCCCCAAAGGAAAACCCUAGAUCUCCUUCCUGAUCGCACCCUUCAUCAAUCUCUCUGCCUUCUCUUUUAGUCAUUUUUUUCUAUUUUGGUCAAACGGUCUUGUAGUCGUCUGUUUAUGUUUCGUUGAUUUAGCAACAAAAGUCGUUCUGCGUUUCUUCUCGGGCCCCGAUUGCCAUGGGCCUUAGAUUGGCCUACUGGUUUCGGCGUUCGUUUGUUGUUCGAUUCGGAGAAUUGGAGAGGAUGAAGCGGUUGGCAGGGUUUGAGUGGCUUUGAUUUUCUUUGUGCUAUUCUAUCGGGAUUCGGGAGUUAAGGUUUCGACUCUGCUUGGGAGUUUGAAUUUCGUUGAUGGAGCCUCGCGUGGGGAACAAGUUCCGACUGGGUCGUAAGAUCGGUAGCGGCUCGUUUGGGGAGAUCUAUCUUGGUACCAAUAUUCAGACAAACGAAGAGGUUGCCAUUAAGCUUGAAAAUGUCAAAACAAAGCAUCCACAAUUACUAUAUGAAUCAAAGUUGUACAGAAUUCUCCAGGGAGGAACUGGAAUUCCAAAUGUGAGAUGGUUUGGUGUUGAAGGAGACUAUAAUGUUCUUGUAAUGGAUUUACUUGGACCUAGUCUGGAAGAUCUGUUCAACUUUUGCAGUAGAAAGCUCUCCUUGAAGUCUGUUCUUAUGCUUGCUGAUCAGAUGAUCAAUCGAGUUGAAUUUGUUCAUUCAAAAUCAUUUCUGCAUCGAGAUAUCAAGCCAGACAAUUUCCUAAUGGGCUUGGGAAGGCGUGCAAAUCAGGUCUACAUCAUUGACUUUGGUCUGGCUAAGAAGUAUAGAGAUACAUCAACCCACCAACACAUUCCUUAUAGAGAAAAUAAAAACUUAACGGGAACUGCAAGAUAUGCAAGCAUGAACACUCACCUUGGUAUUGAACAAAGUCGCAGGGAUGAUUUAGAAUCUCUUGGAUAUGUUCUUAUGUAUUUCCUAAGAGGAAGUCUUCCUUGGCAGGGACUCAAGGCAGGAACCAAGAAACAAAAAUACGAAAAGAUUAGUGAAAAGAAGGUUUCCACUUCUAUUGAGGCUCUAUGCCGGGGUUAUCCUACAGAAUUUGCAUCUUACUUCCAUUACUGUCGUUCACUACGAUUUGAUGACAAGCCAGACUAUCCCUACCUCAAGAGAAUAUUUCGUGAUCUUUUUAUUCGUGAAGGUUUUCAGUUUGAUUAUGUGUUUGACUGGACCAUUUUGAAGUAUCAACAAUCACAAAUUGCCACUCCUUCUCGUGCUAUUGGUCCUGGUGCUGGAACUAGCUCAGGGAUGCCCCCCGCAAUUGCAAAUGCUGACAGACAAUCAGGUGGUGAGGAAGGAAGACCAGCUGGGUGGUCUACAAUGGAUCCUUCCCGUAGGAGAGUCCCGGGACCUGCUAUAAAUGCUGGAACCUUAUCUAAGCAGAAGGGCCCAGUUGCAAAUGAUUCAUCAGUGACCAAAGAUGCCAUGUUGCCUGGUUCUACCUUUCUGGGGCGGCCAAGUGGAUCUUCAAGGCGAGCUGCUGUUUCUAGCAGCCGGGAUGCAGCAGUGCUGGGCAGCGAGUCUGAUCCUUCUCGCCCUCACACCACAGAAGCAAGCCCAGGAGCAUUCCGCAAAGUUUCAAGUGGGCAGAGAAGUUCACCUGUCGGUUCCUCAGAUCCCAAACGUACGUCAUCCGGCAGGAACACUACUAACAUAAAGAACUAUGAGACCACCCUCAAGGGUAUCGAGUCACUGCACUUUGACAAUGAUGAGAGGUUGCAUUAUUAGCUCUCUCUCUCUCUCUCUCUCUCUCCCCAUGCUCUCUCCCCCUCUCCUGUAAAUUGGAAACUGCUGCAGUACUUGCACCGUUGCACGCUUAAAGUGCAAUUGUUCCAUUUAGUUGUGUUUGAGGAAAGCCAUGAUUUGGAAGUAAUUGGAACCUAUAAGCUGACUAUGAGUAUGGUGGCCUUUGCUACGCAAUAGAAAAGCAUACAGGCACAAGGAGCUAAACUCAACUGGAUCCAAUUUGGGAAGAGUCUCAGUAUACGGAUUGGGUUGUCACUUGUCACUUUGUCAGCCACUCAGCCCAUGGUUUCACUCAUUUUUACAUGUAUCCCCCUCCCCCAAGUAUUAAAAAAGAAAAGAAAAGAAAAGAAAAUAUAUGGGAUUCUUCAUACUAAGCCAUGUAUACGGGAGGAAUAUUUCAACACUUUGUGGUGGCAUCAUCUUGCCAUUUGUAUUGCUUUUUUUUUGUUCAUUUUCCAACUUGCGUUUUUACAUGAAUACUCAGAUGUUUUGCGCCCGAUUUUAGGGUAAUGUCAUGAAAACUCCGUAUUGAGUGCA